Messenger RNA from Cokeromyces recurvatus, 1123 nucleotides. RefSeq lists its product as uncharacterized. The record is from RefSeq and is a predicted model, not a curated record. The transcript is spliced from 3 exons. The coding region runs from base 13 to 1056 and encodes 347 amino acids. Gene Ontology annotation, biological process: lipid metabolic process. Lineage: Eukaryota; Fungi; Mucoromycota; Mucoromycetes; Mucorales; Mucoraceae.
UUUUUUUUUUUUAUGCUGACAUUAUCACCGCUACUGGAUAUUACCUUACCUAAACCUAUUGUUAUACCUACUCUUCAUUUGACAGGUCUUUAUAGUUGUAUGUUAGGUAUUGAUUAUGUCUUGUUACAUUACCAAGACAAACUUGUCAUUUCAAAACGAACGCUUCGAUUAGGCCUGACUGUCCUUCACGGACUCGUACCACUUGUCGUCGUUUCUCCUUUUCAGCCAAACAACGUUGCCUUUGCAGCUAUUCCAUGGUUCCUUGCUUCGUAUAGCGCAUAUUUUCCAACUAAACAUUUUACAUUAACAGAAUGGAUGAAAGCACUUUAUGGAACCAUCAUAGAUGAUUCACCCUUAACUGAUAAAUCAACCAACACGAAGCUUGGAGUAUGGAAGACUUUAAGAGGCCUAUUCAAAUUGGGGGCUUUAUAUUUUGGAAUUGAACCUUUGUUACCUAAUAAGGCAGAUGAGAUGUUAAGAUAUAGCUGGUUAAGCAAAGAAAGCUUAAUAGGCACAUUUUUGUUUGGAUUAAAGGCCUAUUUGAUAUUGGGUGUUGUGGAUGUGACAACAGGAUUAGCACAGACUAUGACUGGAUGGCGUAUGAUUGAUAUGUUUGAUUCGCCUUUGUUAGCAACAAGCCCGAGAGACUUUUGGAGUCGUAGAUGGAAUAAAACAGUUCGUAAUUUAUUGCAUAGACAAGUAUUUUCAAUGAAAAAAGAAGAUAAGAAAUCAUCCAAGCAAGAAGGAUUCUUUUCAACAAGACAAGGACGAGGAUUGUUAGCUUUUAUUAUCAGCGGCUUAUUUCAUGAACUCAUUAUUAUUAGUGUAUGUCGUAGAUUAACAUUAGAGAAUUUUUGCUUUUUUGGAUUGCAUGGAAUAGUUUGUAUGUUAGAAGUCAAGUAUUUUAACAAUGCGAAGAAACCGAAAGGAUGGAAAAGAGUGACGAGGAUUAUUGGUCAAUUAAGUUUCAUGACACUCACUGGUCGUUUAUUUCUUGCCCCCUUUCUUAGAACACGAUUUACACAUGUUUUACCUUUAACUCAUUUUAAACAGUAGAAUGUAAUUAUAGUCUAUACUUUAUGAUAAAUAUAAACAAAGUGCUUAUAGACUACUCUAUGUUAUC